Molecule: messenger RNA, 757 nt
Organism: Pomacea canaliculata
Lineage: Eukaryota; Metazoa; Mollusca; Gastropoda; Architaenioglossa; Ampullariidae
Product: spindle pole body component 110-like
Exons: 9
Coding region: 182-757 (191 amino acids)
Source: RefSeq, a predicted model, not a curated record
UCGGGCUACUUUUGGUUUCGUUUCUCGGUUUAUGUAUUUUCUAAAGCAAAGAUACAACUGUUACCUGCACAAGUGACAGACCUUCACAUAAGGCAGUCUCUUCGGCCUGCUGUUUGCUGUCCGGAUAAACAUACUAGAAGCUCAGUGGCUGACAAGUGUAGAAUUGCAACUUAAAGGCAGGAUGAGUAAUAACAAUGCAGGACGGCCCGACAGACAGCAUGACGAGUUGAAUAACAGUGAAGACCAAAGAAGUCUAUCAUUUGGUGAUGUGAAUGACAACGGAGACAGAGUACCCACCCUUGAAGCAGUGAAGCUAAAAUGCGCAGAGACAAAUGCUGAAUUUCAAGAGCAAAGCAGGAGGUUAAGGCAGGAGGUCAAUGAGAUCAGGGAGGACCAGACACAAAUGAGAGGGCAACUAGAGAACCGUAUAGCACAGCUCCAGGAACAAGUCAAUAACAAGAAUCAUGAGCUGCAGGAUGCACAAGCAAAAAUCUGUAUGCUUCAACAUACCAAGUCUGAGAAUGAAAAUUCUAUAACCGCGGCAAAAGCUACAGUACGAAGCCUUGAAGAAGAAAAGGUGAAAUGGAAAAAGGAGAAAGAUGAAUAUGGAGAGCAAGUCAAGUCAUUCAAGCAGGAAGCCGAUACACUCAAACUGGAAAUACAAAACCUUAAAGACACAACCUUACGACAGAGGGAUGAAAUACAGGAAAACAGCAAGCAAAGAUUUACUUUCGUAAAGGAAAUUCAAGGUAUGUAG